Messenger RNA from Loa loa (African eye worm), 1395 nucleotides. RefSeq lists its product as hypothetical. The record is from RefSeq and is a predicted model, not a curated record. Gene Ontology annotation, molecular function: oxidoreductase activity, acting on metal ions. Lineage: Eukaryota; Metazoa; Nematoda; Chromadorea; Rhabditida; Onchocercidae. The transcript has 11 exons. The coding region runs from base 1 to 1395 and encodes 464 amino acids.
AUGAAUGCUGCAAUAUCGUCAGUAAUCUUCCUCGUUGGACUCUUUACCAUUCGUUCUUCGCAGAUUGAUUUGAGCGAAUGCCUAAAAAGUAAGGUUUGCAUAUUUGUUUCGGCACAAUGUGAAGAGAAAAGAGAUUGUGAAAAAAUCAUUAGUUAUGCAGUACAACCAGAUGACUGGGUGGUUGUAGAACUAUUUUACAACACGACACAUCCGGACACUAAUUAUGCAGCAAUUGGUUUCUCUGAAGACACUCAGAUGGGCAACGAAGGUGUAACUCACUGUGGUCUGAGUGGAAUUAAUCAAGCGGGUGUAUUCCUGUCUCAGAAUGAUGGUAAACGUAAUAUACCGCUGAAUUUAACGACAGAGAAUGUUGCAAAAUACGUGGAGUUGUUAGAAAUCAAUCAUACAUCUAGUUCAAUUUACUGCAAAUUCCGACAAAAGAUUACGCCAGAUAAAACAGCUCAAAAGGCUUAUGUACCAGAUCUAAACCGUACUUAUUAUUUGCUUUUAGCAUAUGGGAAAACUAGUAAUUAUGAAGAGAUGGAUAUUCACUCACUGGAUGAGCGCUCCAAGGAUUUUCCGCUCUUUAUUUCAACACCGGUAAAUCUUGCUUCAUGGGAAAAACUACCACUGAGACCGAUUAAGCCACGAACGAAUCGUAAAUUAGUUCUCCUACAUGGGAUUCUAAUGCUUGUAGGGUGGAUGUCGUUGAUUCCUUCAGGCAUUGCAGCAGCACGAUAUCUUCGGGAGCAUUGGCCUGAAACUAAGCCAUUUGGUUUGAAGAUAUGGUUUCAUAUACAUCGUACGAUGAACUACCUGGCAGUCAUUCUUGUUAUUGUCGGUGUUUUGUCAGUAUUCAUUGGAAAAGAGUGGCGAUGGACCGGACCGUCAAUCAGUAAAACUAUUCAACGAAAUUUUUCUGCUGGGUCGUUUCAUUCCAUUAUCGGUGCUAUAGCAACCGGUAUAAUGUUGAUCCAACCAGUGGGUGCAUUGUUGCGCUGUGAUGAAGAGUCGAAAUUUCGCACCGUAUUUAAUUGGUUGCAUCGUAUCUUUGGCUUUCUAUCUUUCUUACUGGCUCAGAUUGCAAUCAUUUUGAGCGUCAUUUUUUUCCGCCUCUGGAUCGCCAGGUGGGCUGCCAUUGUUCUCUAUGUACUUUAUCUUAUUCUGAUAGCAUUUCUGCUUUUUCUUAUGAAGAAAACAAAUUCCCUAAAAAGGCAACAAAAUACAUCAGUUACCUAUGCUGGACGAUAUUAUCACGAGGAACAAAUUGUUAUAACAAAAUCGAAGCACGACAGCAAGGCAAAUAGACUAACGGCACUAGUUGUACUGGCAUUCACCGCAAUGAGCACGCUAAUUACUAUUGCAAUGAUGGCACUGAUCUUAGCUUCAAUGUGA